AUGUCCCGUAUUUGGAUUGUACUCUUUCUUGGAGUGGUCUUGGCCCUGUGGCAAAUGUCAGAGGCGCGGGGAGGAGGCGGUGGAGGAGGAGGACACGGCGGAGGCGGCCAUGCUGGAGGUUUUGGCGGUGGAGGUCGUGGAGGAGGAUUUGGAGGCAGAGGAGGUGGAUUUGGUGGCAGAGGAGGUGGAUUUGGCAGAGGUCCUGGUUUUGGCGGAGGCUUUGGAGGCGGUGGUUUCCGAGGAGGACCUCCACCCGGUGGCUUCAGAGGCCCACGACCGUAUGGCGGCUACCGAUAUGGCGGAUAUGGAGGAUUCGUUGGAGGCUAUGCCGGCUACGCUGGAGUGUAUCCUGUUUCCGUGCCCUACCCCUACCCAGCGGGUUACAGCCGGUGCUAUAGUUACUACUACAACUCCUACUACUACUGUUAA
Messenger RNA from Drosophila bipectinata, 429 nucleotides. RefSeq names its product keratin, type II cytoskeletal 2 epidermal-like. The record is from RefSeq and is a predicted model, not a curated record. NCBI's taxonomy places the organism in Eukaryota, Metazoa, Arthropoda, Insecta, Diptera, Drosophilidae.